AUUGUGCUCAUCACUACUGUAUCCUGUGGGGUUCACACCCUGGUUCUUGGAGUCACCAUUGCUCAGCAGCAGCAGGAGAACAUCCAGGGCUCAGCGCUCGCCAGACAGAUGCAUCUCUGUUGCAGAACAAUUGACUCAAAUGAUUGCAUGACCUCCUCUGCAUGCAAUCAAGUGCAUGCAGAGGAAACACCUAAAACAUGCAAGGCAGUUGUCCCUGAGGAUGGGACUUGAGAAAUGCUAUCGUAAACUAACCUGGGUUAAUAAAUGUUCUUCAGGGAUAGACAGGUAUGAACUUUUGUGCAGAAAUAAUUACAGUGUUCUUCUGUAAUUUCUGUAAGUGACUGAGUUUAAUGUUGUACUUAAAAUGUGGAGCUUAUAAUUUGUGAUGAUUAGAUUUAGUUAUAUGGGUUUUUGUGACAGACAAACAUGACCUAUACCAGCUUUUCCAUGCAGGGUUGUGGGGGUGCUGGUUCCUAUCUCCAGAAGCUCUGUCCAGAUUGAGUUACCAGAUUUAAAAGUGACAGAAGUAUUCAAGACAUAGUUCUUAGUUGAGGUCAUAAACGGGCCAUGGUCAUAAACAAUAGGUCAAGGCAAGGCAAGAAGAAACCCUACACAGGCUCUCAGGCAUUAUACAGUCUAGCAGAAAAUGUCUGGCUGGAAGGAACAUAUUUAGGCGGAGACAUGGAAGAGAGGCAGUAAUCAGACACAGGUACACAGGAUGAGAGUAAUAGUGGAAAUAAGCGCGUAGGGUUGUCGUCUUUCGGAAAUAAAAAUAGUGAACGCUUGCCACAGCUUCUUGGGGGGCAGAGCUAUUCAACUCUAACUCGGUGGAGUUCCCAGAGCUGUGGUAUGCAUUAUUUUAGGUCUGUGUUUUUUGUAAAGGAGUGAUCAAGAAACCAAUUACCGGUAGUCAUACACAGAGGUGAGGAGCCAACCAACACUCUGUCUUGGUUCACAGUGUAACUUGCAGUAGUAACUGGAUUCACCUGGUUUUUUGAAACUGAAAACCCAGGCUAUGCACAUCCCUACCUUUGAACUGACUCUGCGUUGGCUCUUAUCCCACUUUCUGAAACGGGGCCAGAUGGCUGAGGUGGUUUUUGUCAUGAAGUGUGGUGGUGGAACUGGUGAGGGAAACGCAGCAGACCCAGAUGAGAUGUAAGAUGAUGAGUUUAAUAGUGACACAUAACCAGAGACAGUCCAAAAACCUGGCAGCACUGCUGAGUGGAGGCUAAUGCUCAUCACAGGUAGCAACAGGAAACACGAAUGGACAAAACUGACGCCAAAUGAGACAAGGACCCAACAACGACAGACACACAGGUGACACUAAAUACACAGAAGGUAAUCGGGGAAUGAGACACACCUGGGAAACAAUCAAGGGGAGGACAUGACAACACAGAGACACAGGAAACUCGAAAUAAAUACACAGAAAAAUCCAAAUCCUCACAGUUUUGGAGGCAAACAAACACACAUAUAUUCACCUUCUUGCUGGAAAUGUGAUUGUAUAAUAGACAAAUUAAUAAUUUGAAAUAAACUGGAACAAAAAUUUCAAAAUGUGUGGUCUAGGAAUGGAAAAAGCCAGGUAGAAAAUCUGGAAACAAGUUGGUAAAGUUGGGAAUUGAUCCAGAGGCAGACUGAGGUAUUUCUUAGAUCACCAAUGAUUUGUUUUAAUUUGAAUCACCAUUUGGUCACUAAGAUGAGAGAGAAACAGUAUUUGUUUUCUAACAUUUUGUUUAGACAUUUCCAAGAGUAAAAUGUGAUCUGUGAAUUUUCCACUCAGCUGUCCACAUCUUAAUUAAACAUAGCUAAAUAUUAAACUUGUUUAUGAACUUUAUGCCAUUACAGUUUAACCAUUGAAAGUUUUGCCAUUAAACACUGUUUAAAGAAGAAACAACACUUGUCCUGGCUACUUCCAGUCUAUGAACUGCCGACCUUCAGAGCUUCUGCUGCUGCGUUAGGAGUCACCUUUGUUGUUGUCAUCGCUGAUGGCUUCAUAAAUGUGGGCAUAACAUCUCCUUAUUUAUUUGUAUGCAUGUCCAAUUAAUUAGAAAAAAAAUCCCAAAAAUAAGUACCCAAUUCUUGUUUUUUUAUUUUUAAAUACUCCACUAUGGAAAUUUAAGAAUAAAUAAAAUCCUUCAAAGCAGAUAUCAAUGAUAUUCAUGGUCACAGUGAUUGCAUGUACAUCUCUGCUGUUUGUCCCUCUCAAUUUUUGAAAAUGUAUUUAUUUAUUUUUUGUAAUCUGCCUUGGAUUGAAAUUGUUAUAAGCAGAUUUAACACAGAUUAUAGCGUUAAUAGCAAAAGCAGCCUGUUCACUAGGUAGUUGACUAUAUCGCAUCAUGAGAUCAGAGGGAGCUUCGCCACAUUGUCUGACAUACUUUCCUUCUCUAUCUCAUAUGGGUCCAUCCUGACUGCAACAAUUUUGUUUAUGCACAUUGGUUGAGUGUCCAGAUAUUUUCUUUUUUGUUGGUCUCGAAGCCAUGGGUCUGCUAUACAUUACGCAAGCAAACAGUGUUAGUAUACUAAGACAGUGUGGAUCACUUCUGUUCAGACUUGUGGGAACUAUAUAUAGGGCUUUUUGUAGUCAAAUAGUUCAUAGAUACAUGUAUAUUCAUCUCAUCCUGAGAUCUAAUUUUGAAUCUCUCUUCACGUUUGUUUUCAAGCUACUGGCCAACAUUGUGAUCUAUAUUUGUGCCAUCACCGUGGGUGUCACAUCGUACUACAUGGCUGACCGGAAGCAUCGAAAGGCUUUUCUGGAAGCAAGACAGUCACUGGAGGUUAAACUUAACCUAGAAGAGCAAAGCCAGCAACAGGAACGUCUCCUGCUCUCCAUUCUUCCCAAGCAUAUAGCUGAUGAGAUGCUUCAGGAUAUGAAGAAGGAGCCCAGUCAAAAAGAGAUGCAACAGUUCAACACCAUGUACAUGUACAGGCAUGAAAAUGUCAGUAUUCUGUUUGCAGACAUUGUGGGUUUCACCCAGCUGUCGUCAUCUUGCAGUGCCCAGGAGCUGGUGAAGCUGCUCAAUGAGCUUUUUGCUCGUUUUGACAAGCUGGCUGCUAAAUAUCAUCAAUUGAGGAUCAAAAUCCUGGGAGACUGCUAUUACUGCAUCUGUGGACUUCCAGAAUACAGGGGAGACCAUGCUGCCUGCUCCAUCAGGAUGGGCCUGGCUAUGGUAGAUGCUAUCUCGUAUGUCCGUGAAAAAACCCAAACCAAUGUUGAUAUGAGGGUUGGAGUGCAUAGUGGAACCGUACUUGGAGGAGUGCUGGGACAGAAACGCUGGCAGUAUGAUGUUUGGUCUACAGAUGUCACAGUAGCCAACAAAAUGGAAGCAGGAGGCAUUCCAGGACGUGUUCACAUCUCACAAAGUACCAUGGAGUGUCUUCAUGGAGAGUUCGAUGUGGAGCCAGGAAAUGGAGGCGAUCGCUGUGACUACCUGAGGGAGAGAGGUAUUGAGACCUACCUGGUGACUGUUCCUAAAGAUCCCCUGGGAAGAAAUGGAAUCAGUCCUGUGAAGCUGUCAGUAACCUCUUCUAAUGGAAAUUCCCCACUAUUAAUCAACACAACAGAGUGUAACGGCAGCGUGGAGGCAGCCUGCAACACACCUGAAGAACCAGAAGAGUUGGACACAAGGGUAGUGAACCCAUCUUUUCCAAAUCCACGGAGGAGGCUCCGACUGCGGGACCUGGCUGAACGGGUGAUUGAUGCCCAAGAGAAUGAGCAAGAGCUCAACAAGUUGCUUAAUGAGGCUCUGUUGGAGAGAGAAACAGUUCAAGCUCUGAAGGGAAAACACACCAACAGGCUUUCUUUGAGGUUUGUGGAUCCAGACCUAGAGGUUCGUUAUUCCAUUGAGAAGGAGAAGCAGAGCGGUGCUGCCUUCUGUUGCUCCUGUGUUGUUCUUCUCUUUACUUCAGUCAUGGAGGCACUCAUAGACCCCAGGCUCAUUAUAAACUACAUCACCUUUGCAGUGGGAGAGAUUUUACUGUUUAUCCUGACAAUCUGCUCUCUUGCGGCCAUCUUUCCAGGAGUCUUUCCCAAAAAGUUGGUGUCUUUCUCAAUCUGGAUUGACCACACCCGUUGGGCUCGAAAUACGUGGGCCAUUGCAGCCAUUUUCAUCUUAACCAUGGCAGACCUUUUAGAUAUGCUCAGUUGUACACCUGGAGUCCCAGAUUCAGGUAGCACCACAGCGGCUCCGUUUUCUUCCUCAUCUUCACAGUCCAUCCUUGGAGGAUGCCUGAAUAACCCCAAAUAUUACAGCUUUAUAGCAGUGCUUGCACUAAUAGCCACUACCAUGCUAGUUCAGGUCAGCCACAUGGUCAAGCUUACACUGAUGCUACUUAUAACAGCAACUACUGGCAUCGUUAACAUCUACAGUUGGAGAGACAUCUUUGACCACUACGACAUGGUUCGCUUCCAAGAAUACAGCUCAGAGAUGGUUCCCUCCAAGUUCACCAUGACAGUUAUGAUCUUCAUUAUGAUGGUCAGCUUCUAUUACUUCUCCAGACAUGUGGAGAAGCUUGCUCGUACACUUUUCUUAUGGAAGAUAGAAGUCCAUGAGCAGAAGGAGAAAGUAUAUGAAAUGAGGCGCUGGAAUGAAGCUCUUGUAACAAACAUGUUACCCGAACACGUGGCUCGACACUUCCUGGGUUCCAAGAAAAGGGAUGAGGAGUUGUACAGCCAGUCAUACGAUGAGAUUGGUGUCAUGUUUGCCUCAAUUCCCAACUUCUCUGACUUUUACACAGAGGAGAGCAUCAACAAUGGUGGCAUUGAAUGUCUUCGGUUCCUCAACGAGAUCAUCUCAGACUUUGAUAGUCUACUGGAUGAGCCCAAAUUUCGCUACAUCACAAAGAUCAAGACCAUUGGGAGCACAUACAUGGCAGCAUCUGGUGUCACCUCUGAUGUCAAUGAUGGUUACAAGUGCAUGAAGAAGGAAGAGCAGUCUGACAGAGAGCGGUGGCAGCACCUGGCAGACUUGGCAGACUUUGCUCUGGCCAUGAAGGUGACACUAAUGAACAUCAACUACCAGUCAUUCAACAACUUCAUGCUACGCAUUGGCCUGAACAAAGGAGGAGUGCUAGCUGGAGUGAUUGGUGCCCGGAAACCCCACUAUGACAUCUGGGGAAACACUGUGAAUGUGGCCAGUCGGAUGGAGUCCACAGGAGUGAUGGGAAACAUCCAGGUAGUGGAGGACUGCUAUAAUAUUUUGAAGGAGUAUGGCUUCCGCUUUGUGAGAAGAGGACCCAUCUUUGUAAAGGGAAAAGGAGAACUGCUCACUUAUUUUCUUAAAGGAAGAGACAAACAGGGCUCAUUUAUUAAUGGUUCAUCCGUCACUCUACCACAUCAAGUAGUAGAUAGUUAAGGUUUUCGGAUCUUUAGUCAAACUCUUCCUUUUCCCAUCAGUCACUUCUACAUUGCUUUGAACCCUGUAACAGGCAAAGGAGAAACGAUUUGACAACCAAAAUUUAUUUUAAAGGUUUAAAAGUACAAUUAUGUAUCACAAUUUCAGAAAUUUCUAUCUGUCUGCAACACUUCAGAAAGAUGGAAAGAUAGAUGAGCAGAUACAGUGUGGGGGGUGGGGGGGGGGGUAUUUAGUCAGCCACCAAUUGUGCAAUUUAAAGAUGAGAGAUGCCUGUAAUUAACAUCACAGGUAGACCUCACCUAUCAGUCAAAAUGUGAAAACAUCUAGAAAAUCACAUUGUCUGAUUUUUUAAAAUAAUUUAUUUGCGAAUUAUGGUGGAAAAUAAGUAUCUGGUCAAUAACAAACAAGCAAGAUUUCUGCAUCUCACAGCCCUAUAACUUCUGUAAGAAGAAUGAAUGGGGUCAUUUGUCCUGAGAUUUUGAGUGCAAACAUAAUUCCAUCAGCAAGCUGGAAGUGACUGGGUCUUUCAGCUUGACAAUGAUCCCAAGCACACCGCCAUGGCAACGGAGGAGUGGCUUCGUAAGAAGCAUUUCAAGGUCCUGAAAUGCUUCUCGCCAGUUUCCAGAUCUCAACCCGUGAAAGUCCGUGUUGCCCAGCGACAGCCCCAAAACAUCCCUGCUUCAGAGAUCUGCAUGCAGGAAUGGUCCAACAUACCAGCAACAGUGUGCGCCAACUUCGUGAAGACUUACAGAAAACGUUUGACCUCUGUCAUUGCCAACAAAAGAUAUAUAACAAAGUAUUAAGAUUAACUUUUGUUAUUGACAAAAUACUUAUUUUCCACCAUAAUUCGCAAAUAAAUUCUUAAAAAAAUUAGAUAAUGUGAUUUUCUAGAUAUGUUCUCUCUUUUUGUCUCUCAUACUGGAGGUCAAUAUGAUGUCAAUUGUUGGCCUCUCAUCUUUUUAGGUGGGAGAACUUGUACAAUUGGUGGCUGACUAAAAACUUUUUUCCUCACUGUAGUGUUCAUGCUGAAUUUUUAUGCUACUUUUAAAAUAAAUUAAAUAAAUCAUAACAGGGGCGUGCUGUGGUGGCGUAGGGGAUAACAUGACCAACAUUUGGAGGCCUUCAGUCCUCGACGCGGUGGUCGCGGGUUCGAUUCCUGGACCUGGCCGACGUUUGCCGCAUGUCUUCUCCCUAUCUUUCCCCCUUUCCUAUCAGCCUACUUUCGAAUAAGGGACAGUAGAGCCCACAAAAAGACCCCCUGGCGGGGAAAAAAAACAUAUUAAUAAUUCAUAACAGUAUUACUUAGAAAUGCCAUUUAGUAGUGUCAUGCGUAGCUUAUACCAUAUAUUUAGACAAACCAUUUAAAACAACACAUUUGUUACUGUUGUUGGAGUUUAAAUGGAUUAAGCUUUUGAUUUUUUAGGUCAGUUAGGAUUAGAGAAAUAUUAACACAGAAGGAGUCUGUGGUAUUUGCUGUAUGGGUUAUCACAAAGUAACGGCCAUCACAAAGUCCCGAUUUGAAUCCCUAAGAAACCACAGAGGACAGUGAUGUCACCUCACACUGCUGUCUGUGGAAACACCCAUUUUUUGGAUGCAUCAGAAAUGGGAAAGUUGAGAGAGAGAGAACUGGUGGACUGCUUUGUAUAAAGUGCAAAAACAACAAUACAUCUUAAAUGUGAAAAAAAAAAACUGGAAUUGAUUUGAGACUUUUGGGAAAAUAUGAGUUCCUAAAAUACUAUUUACAACUUGGGAGUGGAUGAAAAGAAUAAAUACCUUGUUAUAUACAGAAACAACAUACUGGACAGAAUCUGUGUACAAGAGAGAACUGUACUUGAGAAAGUUUAGGUCCUUCAGUACACUGUCUGGGUUUCCAAGUCAAGUCUCCAACCUCUGUAAUAAAUAUUUUCUCAUCAAAUCUAUGACAUCUAGUGCACCUCUAACUACAUCAUUAUGGUAUAGGAAUCCAAACCUGUGCUAGUUUUCCUCAAGCUUAACUGCUAUAUGAACAUUUAUUACUUCUCUUUAAAUCUAGUAAUUAAAAACUAAUUUUUAGCAAGACUGGAUUAGAAGAAGUAACAAAUUCAUUAAAAUCUUGCAAAAAAACAAAAACAAAGCAAAACACAACUAAAUACAAAGUCAAAGGAGUCUGAAACUUGCUCUAGCCAACAAGAAGAAUUUGUUACAGCAGGCUGGGACUGUUUGUGUAUGACUUUAUACUGUUUUAAAAGUCCAUCAAAUAUUGUAUUUACCCCUUCAGCAAACUAGUUUUCUUAAAUAAGAGUUUGUUCCAAAAUGUAAUCUUGAAUUGCAGUUUGUUUUUAUGCACUAACAAAAUGAGAGAUAUUAAGACCUUCUAAUGCCGAAUUUCUAGAUGAAUCAAAAACAAAGUGUAUUUUGUCCGUGUGAUGACAGUUAACACCUGUUUAUCUAUGUCUUUGUAUUUGGCACGUCUUCACUAUUUAUUGGAUUAAAUAUUGUUUGGGGAGUUUCAUUUCCUUCAGUCUGAGCUGAAAAUCUUCCAAUAAAAAUGUGGAUUAUGUAAAUCCACAUUUAAAACAUUGUAAAUGUUCUGAAAAAACUCCAAAUCUUUCAAAACAAUCAAAGUUGUUCAGAUUUAAGGUAUAUAUGACAAUAUACUGAGCGAGGCACAGUGUAGUAAUGAAUAUGAUUAUUGAACUUCUUAAGGAAUGAAACCAAAAAUGCUUUCUUACCAAAAGUAUUGUUGUAGUGGAAGGAUUAUCUUAACUGGAAGAGAUUACCGGAGGUAUUGUGUUGUAAAAUUAUCCAAUAUAAUUUAAUACAGCGUUCAGUUGGAGAGAUGUUCAUGUGACAUUAUUGUAAAGUCACAGCUAACAUGGACAGUCCAUAAUCCCAGAGUCCUGACCUGAAUCUUAUGGAGAUGCUGUAGCAUGAACUUAAAAAGGCAGUUCAUGCUGGAAAAACUUCCAAUGUGGCUGAAAUACAACAAGUCUCCAAAGAUGAGCGGAACAAAAUUUCUCAAAAGGAAGACACUGCAAAUUAUUACAAAUGCUUGAUUGCAGUUGUUGCUGCUAAGGGUGGCCCAACCAGGUAUUAGGUCUAGGAGCAAUCACUUUUUUUAACAGAGGUCCACAGAGAUUUGGAUUUGUUUUCUCCCUUAAAGGGGCAGCAUUAUGUUUUUUCCAAGCACAUAGUACCACUUUAGAGCACAAUCAAAUAACUGUGUUACCUUAAGUUGUUAUAAAAAUGCUAUGUCAAAAAUAACUUAAAAGAAUUUUGACUUUGUAAUUAAACCCUUGAAAUUGGGCGUCUGCCACCUUAAAACUUACCCUCUUUCUGAAACUCUGCCUUCAGAAAGCUCAACCGCAUUCCUUUAUUAACUCUUUACAAUCAUUUUUACCAGUGUUGCACUGAGAUAUGAUGAGCUCAGUAGAUGUACCUUUUCACUGUUUGCAAUUGCUGCUGAUUAGUCCGAAAGAGUUCUUUGGAAGAGUCAUUGAUUUUACAUAAUACUGCCCCUUUAAUUAAUAAACAUCUUCAUUUAAAAUCUG
Messenger RNA from Gambusia affinis (western mosquitofish), 8878 nucleotides. It is a transcript of the gene adcy3a, whose product is annotated as adenylate cyclase 3a. The record is from RefSeq and is a predicted model, not a curated record. Gene Ontology annotation, molecular function: adenylate cyclase activity. Gene Ontology annotation, biological process: cAMP biosynthetic process; intracellular signal transduction; adenylate cyclase-activating G protein-coupled receptor signaling pathway. Gene Ontology annotation, cellular component: plasma membrane. The transcript is spliced from 20 exons. Lineage: Eukaryota; Metazoa; Chordata; Actinopteri; Cyprinodontiformes; Poeciliidae. The coding region runs from base 2475 to 5348 and encodes 957 amino acids.